Balaenoptera acutorostrata (minke whale) is the source of this 968-nucleotide messenger RNA. It is a transcript of the gene DPM2, whose product is annotated as dolichyl-phosphate mannosyltransferase subunit 2, regulatory. NCBI's taxonomy places the organism in Eukaryota, Metazoa, Chordata, Mammalia, Artiodactyla, Balaenopteridae. Gene Ontology annotation, molecular function: enzyme regulator activity. The coding region runs from base 93 to 347 and encodes 84 amino acids. Gene Ontology annotation, cellular component: dolichol-phosphate-mannose synthase complex; endoplasmic reticulum membrane. Gene Ontology annotation, biological process: GPI anchor biosynthetic process. The transcript has 4 exons. The record is from RefSeq and is a predicted model, not a curated record.
GACUCCCGGCGUGCCCCGCGGCCCAAGGCCAGAAGGGCCCGGAUCCGGAACCGGAUGAGGCUUGCUGCCCCAGUGCCCGCAGCGCUGGGGAAAUGGCCACGGGAACAGACCAGGUGGUGGGACUUGGCCUCGUCGCCGUUAGCCUGAUCAUCUUCACCUAUUACACCGUCUGGGUGAUUCUCUUGCCAUUCAUCGACAGUCAGCAUGUCAUCCACAAGUACUUCCUGCCCCAAGCCUAUGCCGUUGCCAUCCCACUAGCUGCCGGCCUCCUGCUGCUCCUGUUUGUGGGCGUGUUCAUCACCUACGUGAUGCUGAAGAAUCAGAAGGUGACCAAAAAGGCUCAGUGAAGGCCCAGCAGGGAUGAGGCUGCCGGCCCCUUCUCUGCUUCUUCUCCAGGGCAGACCAAGGGUGGGGGCCCAGAGGACCCAUCCAGGCACUGAGGGCCCCUCAAGCCUGGCUACCCUGCAGACACCCUCGUGGGAUGGAGCUGUUCAGGACUCACCCCUGACUGACCAGAGCCCCUGCUCACCCUUCCAGAAGCCAGGAGGGAGGGGUCCCUGGAAGUCUCCCUCUCACCCUCUUCAGGUUCAGGGCCUGGAAAAUGCUGGUCCUCCCCACCUCACUUUUCAGGCUCCCUGUCGCUUUUUCCUCUGGCUUCUACACUCUUGCCUCAGUUUCCCUCAUGUCACAUGCUGUUGCUGGACUUGGCAGGUUCUGGGGCAUCAUGUGACCUCUCCCCCCAUGUCCUGCUCCUCCACAAAGGCAGCUUUCCCAGGUCUGACAUACCCCAGACCCCACAAGGAUUUCUGGACCUGGAAAGCCUAGGGGGAGGCCUGACAGGCCCCAGAGCACAUUAGGGUGGCCACACGGGGGGCCCCUGGAUUGACCGCUUCUCAUGGAGGCCCAGCCCCCCAGCCUCAGUGCUGGCCUGUUGGGGAGAGCUGAACAAUAAACGUUGAUGGUGUGUU